Molecule: messenger RNA, 3124 nt
Organism: Neolamprologus brichardi
Lineage: Eukaryota; Metazoa; Chordata; Actinopteri; Cichliformes; Cichlidae
Product: zinc finger protein Eos-like
Biological process (GO): regulation of transcription by RNA polymerase II
Molecular function (GO): RNA polymerase II cis-regulatory region sequence-specific DNA binding; DNA-binding transcription factor activity
Source: RefSeq, a predicted model, not a curated record
CAUAGCAACCGUUUAGGAAACACUGGCAGUAGUGGCUAGCUCGUUAGGCUAGCGUUGGUUUGUUAUGCUAGCGUUAAACACGACGCCGAGGAGUGUCCAAGUCAGCCCUAGUUAAUUAUUGUCACAAGUCAGCGCUAUCUACCCGCAUCGCCGCGCAUGUUACUUAAUUCCAACUUUGCUCCGUGCUUUCUAGCAAGCUGUCGGUGAUGGCACACCGCCGUAACGUUAAAGUGUUAAGUUUAGCUAACUUGGCCAACGGUAAUUUCCAUCACAUGCAGUAGGCUAACGUUAGCCGCCAAGGCCGUAAACUUAGGUUACCUCAACGCCACCGUUAUGUAAACGUUUGCACCGUUUUUUGUCGUUUAUUUUCUCAAUUUCCGAUUUAAUCUUUCUCAUGUUAGAUUACCGCAACUUUAAGUCACUUUAGCAGCGUUGUCAUGGCUCACCUCAAUUGUUAGGGAGUCUUAUCUGGGGUUGGUAACGUUAGUAUUCAGUCUGAACUAGUAUGGAUGUUGAUGACUGCAAUGGACGGUCUUACAUAUCAGCAGGUAGUGGAGACUCUUCAUUGGAAAGAGAGUUUUCUGGAGCUCUUGGAGGUCCAACAGUGAGCACCCCAAACAGCAAGGAAAACUCUCCCAGUCGCUCCCUCAGUGCCAACUCCAUUAAAGUGGAGUUGUAUAGUGAUGAAGACCCAGGUCGGAGUACUGAAGAUGAGCGAGGAGAGCGGGUAGAGGAAGGAGGUCCAGAGCAAGGUUCUGAGGCUGUCACAAGCUAUAGAGAGCUCACCAAUUCUGAAACUAUGCCAAGUGGAGCCACCAGACUGCCAAAUGGAAAGCUCAAGUGUGACAUCUGUGGAAUGAUCUGCAUUGGGCCUAAUGUGCUUAUGGUGCACAAACGCAGCCACACAGGUGAGCGACCAUUUCAGUGUAAUCAGUGUGGCGCGUCCUUCACUCAAAAGGGAAACCUACUCCGCCACAUCAAGCUGCACUCAGGGGAGAAGCCCUUUAAAUGUCCCUUCUGCAGCUAUGCCUGUCGAAGACGGGAUGCACUUACCGGCCAUCUUCGCACUCAUGCAGUGUCUUCUCCAACUGUUGGGAAGCCAUAUAAGUGCAGCUAUUGUGGCCGUAGUUACAAGCAGCAAAGCACUCUGGAGGAGCACCGUGAGCGCUGUCAUAGCUAUUUACAGAGUCUGGAUUCCCAGCAGCCAACCAGUGCACCAAAUUCAGGAGAGGAAAUGAGAGAGCUAGAGUUUAUACCAGAUCCUCUACUGCAGCCAUCCUCAGACAAGAUGGCAUUUAUCGAUCGGCUCGCCAACAGCAUCACCAAACGCAAGAGAUCCACGCCACAAAAAUUUGUAGGGCAGAAGCACAUACGCCUCAACCUUGCAGAUACACCUUAUGAGCUCACUGCUAGUUUGGAUAAAGAUGGAGACAUGCACCCAGUGGACCUUGAUGCCCCACACUUUACUGGUCUGGGAGGAGAAUAUGUAGGUGUUGCAGGUACUGGAAGAGGAGGGGUAUCAGACACACUCAGACCCUUGCACCUUCCCACCAGUCACUCUUCAAGUUUAUCGGAACUCAGGCCGAUUCACAGCUCCAGUCAUGCUCCUGUUCCCCUUGGGCCAAGGUUAGACUGCACAGGGGCAGGAGCUGGUCUGGGAGCUGUGGGUGUUGGGAGCAGGGAGGCAGCAGAAGGUCACGAAGACCUGCCUCCGGGUCGAAAUCACGCCCCUUCUCCUAGCAAUGGCUGCCAGGAUUCUACGGACACAGAAAGCAUGGCAGAUGAGCCUUACAACAGCUGUGCUCCGACUCCGACUUUGUACAGUAACAACGGCCAUCACCUCCUCCACUCUAACAACCAUAACCCAGCACCUCCACCCAUCGCACACCACAGGAGUCGGGGCAGACACAGCCCCAGUCAUGCCAAAGACCGGGAGGUGGAAAGAGAGGAUGGAGGCCAUUCUGCUCUCCCUCCUCCCACACAUGCUCCAACACCGAGCUCACCUACGGCACCCUCUUCUACCUCCAAGGAGACUUUUCGGGUUGUAGACGGGGAGGGGCGAGCUGUGCGUUCUUUCCGCUGCGAGCACUGCCGCGUGCUUUUCCUGGACCAUGUUAUGUUUACAAUCCACAUGGGUUGCCAUGGUUUUCGGCAGCCUUUUGAGUGCAACAUCUGUGGCCAUCGCAGCCAGGAUCGCUAUGAAUUUUCUUCGCACAUUGUCCGUGGAGAGCACAUCUUUGACUGAGAAUAAAAGGACAGCCUGCUGCCCUUAAUUUUUUUUUUUUUUUUACACUGAGAAUGGGAACUGGUUGAGUUUGGUCUGCACAAAAGUGAAAGGCAUCUGUGAUGGUGUGAAACUGAUGUUCCUAACGACACCGACACAGUUGGCAUUAGUGGAAAGCUCGUGUAUAUGUUUAACGAAUUAGAGUAGUAGUUGCUUUCUUUCCACUUUUAACAACAAAUCUAUAUUAAAUUAUUAAAGUAGAUGAAGAGCCAACACUUUUUCAUCCACAGAUGUGCCUUGCUCUAAAAUUCAGAAUUUUAGCUCUGCUGCACACAUUAUUGUAGACAAAUCUGACUUUUGUUGCUGAAAUCUUUCACCCCUUGCACACUUUAGCAGAGAUGAAAGAAAAUGCUAAAUAUAAAGUUUGUAGGCUUGCAAUCCCUACAGAAUUUUUUUGACACCUUCUAAAAGCACUUUUUCCAAUUAAAUGAUUCUCAAACAGACUUUAGGUUCGGCCAGGUUUUUUCCUAGCCCGGGGUUGAUUCUGUACAAGUUUUAUAAUGCAAAGUAAAGUGCAGACCAAACUUAAAAACCAAGUCCAAGUCCUGUAGACUUUAAUGUUUGAGGGGUUGUCAUUGGAAUAGAAAUGCACUUUGGUUUCAGUGGGAAUGGAGUGAACAGAGUGUGUGUGUGUGUCUGAGAGAAAGGAAAGCUGCAAGAUUGUGUGUGAUUGUUUUUGAAAGUAAAUUUAAAACGUAAAAUGGAAAAUGAAGGCCUUUAUUCCUGUGAGUGAAUGCUGUGUUGGAAGUGUAUGAAUUGUUUUCCUUUUCUAUGACUGCUUUUGUUGCACUGAUACCUGCCAGAAUACAAUGACUAUAUUAAACUAUUUUAUAGAAUACA